Molecule: messenger RNA, 1573 nt
Organism: Glycine soja
Lineage: Eukaryota; Viridiplantae; Streptophyta; Magnoliopsida; Fabales; Fabaceae
Product: caffeoylshikimate esterase-like
Exons: 9
Coding region: 73-1038 (321 amino acids)
Cellular component (GO): membrane
Molecular function (GO): lipase activity
Source: RefSeq, a predicted model, not a curated record
CCUUAUCCUUUUUCCCGAGUCAGAUAUUCUCCUUAUUUUGCGGAUCCCAUUCAUGCAGUUUCCAAUUAAAUAAUGAUUAAAUCCAUAUUGACUCAAAGACCCACAAAGCUUUACUGGUGCUACCCUUUGAAUGAAUUCAGAGCAGCAUUUUGUGUCCAAAAGAAGAGGAGUAAUAGGACAGAGGUGAUAAAGGUGCCAAUAAUGGGGAUACCUGGUGUUGAUAGAGAAUUGAAGAAGAUUUUGAAAGCUAACAUGGAUGAAGUUGGUGCUAGAAGGCGUGCACGUGAGGCCUUCAAGAAUAUUCAGCUUGGAAUUGAUCAUAUAUUGUUUAAGACUCCAUGUGAUGGAAUAAAAAUGGAAGAGUCAUAUGAGAAGAACUCAAAGGGCCUAGAAAUCUUCUGCAAAAGUUGGCUUCCGAGUGCAUCUAAGCCAAAAGCAGCAGUGUUUUACUGUCAUGGUUAUGGAGACACUUGCUCCUUUUUCUUUGAAGGAAUUGCUAGAAAGCUGGCAUCAUCUGGAUAUGCAGUUUUUGCCAUGGAUUAUCCAGGAUUUGGUCUCUCAGAAGGACUCCAUUGCUAUAUUCAUAGUUUUGAUGGACUUGUUGAUGAUGUCAUUGAGCAUUACUCAAAAAUCAAAGAAAAUCCAGAGUUCCAUUCUCUUCCCAGCUUCCUAUUUGGACAGUCCAUGGGUGGAGCUGUUGCAUUAAAGAUACACCUGAAACAGCCUAAGGCAUGGGAUGGUGCCAUUCUUGUUGCGCCUAUGUGUAAAAUUGCAGAUGACAUGGUUCCACCAAAAUUCCUCACUCAUAUCCUGAUUGGUUUAGCCAAUGUUUUACCGAAGCAUAAGUUAGUUCCAAACAAGGAUUUAGCAGAAGCAGCAUUCAGAGAUUUGAAGAAGAGGGAACAGACUGCUUACAAUGUUGUUGCUUACAAGGAUAAACCACGUUUGAAGAGUGCUGUAGAAAUGCUUAAAACUACCGAAGAAAUAGAACAGCGAUUGAAAGAAGUAUAUUUUGAUCUUCUGGCUUAUCUAAACUAGGUGGUUGGAGUUGGUGAAAAUUUUGGUUUCUCUACCAAUAUUCAUCCUUCACGGGGAAGCUGACACUGUGACUGAUCCAUCAGUGAGCAAAGCCUUGUAUGAGAAUGCAAGCUGUUCAGACAAGAAGCUUCAGCUUUACAAGGAUGCCUAUCAUGCACUUCUUGAGGGUGAGCCUGAUGAAAUAAUAACUCAAGUUUUUGGUGACAUCAUAUCUUGGCUAGAUGAGCACAGCUUGACACACAAUCAAUCUUCCUCUUAAUACCGAUUAAUUAUUUUUGCUCUCUGGAUUCAAAAGAUGAAUAUUCAUUCAGCUUGUUUUCAGCAAUGGAAAAUAGAAAGUUGCUAUUGUUUCCAUAAAAGUAACUAGAGUAUCAAAUUUUGAACUUGUCUGUUGUUUGCAACUUAAGUCAGUUACUAGACAUAACCUUGUUUUUAUGUAAAGAACCUAUUUUUUUUUUCGAUAAGCUAUGUAAAUAACAUAUAAUGUUUAUAUCUUUACUUAAUAAAGAAAAGAAAAUAUAGUAGGAACACAGAA